AUGUCACGUAACGAUACUAUACAGAUAGGCGAGCAUAAUCAUAUAAAAGAAUACGGUUUAGUUUAUAACCAAAGUGAACCUUUUGAAUAUUAUUAUCAAGAUGGGGAUUUUGAAUUUGAUGACAUUUUAUCAAUUUUAGAUGAAGAAAAAACCGAUUCUGAUAACCCAUCAUUAAACGAUGAUUUAAAUUUUUUUUCUCACACUCAACAACCAAAUUCAAAGAACUUUAUGAUACACAAGGAUGAAAAAUUAUAUAGAUACAACUAUGAUACAGAACUUUUAAUACAACCAAAAAUUUCUUCACCUUUUGAAGAUGCAAAAAUUUUUAAAUCUUUUAAAGAUACGAAUGACUAUAGUACAGAUCCUUCAGUUUAUUCACACGACGAGGCCGAUGCCUACACUGACAUGCUUUCAGUCAUGUUUAAAUCAUCCGCCAAAUCGAAUUUUUUAACUUCAAAUGCAAUGAUAAGGGCAAAAUCAAAUUCAACAUUAAUUAAUCCAUUCCAUGAUAUGUUUGAAAAUGUCCAUAUCGAUCCGUUAAAUGAUAUCGGACUGGGGAAAAGAAAUAUAGAUAUCGACAAUUCCCCAGAUUCUCAAACUCCAAAUUUAACUCCAACUUCAGCAUACUCUAACGAUAAUAGAGAAAUUAUAUUUGACAGCGACCCUGCAAAUUAUUUAAAUACAGACUUCGGAUUAGUACCAGAUACCACAACGUGCUCUCCUUCUCCUGCAUCAUCAACAUCAUCUCCCAUCUCAAAGGUACAUCAUCAAGUCAAAAGAAUGUCCCAUCAAAACACGUCAUCUUUAGCAUAUCAACAAAUGAAAUAUUCUUGUGACGUCUGUGGUAAAAAAUUUAAGAGACCUUCUUCAUUGAAUACUCAUACAAAUAUACAUACAGGAAAUAAGCCUUACAGUUGCCCUGCUGCUAAAUGUAAGAAAGCCUUCAAUGCUAAAUCCAAUAUGUUGAGACAUUACAAAUUGCACUUCAGAAUAAGUAACGGUGCAUAUUUAUUACCAAAUGGCGAAAUGACAACAAAAAAGCCAACUUCAAAACAAUUAUUCCCAUUAUUAGUUGAACAUAACAUUGUAGAAUAA
Vanderwaltozyma polyspora DSM 70294 is the source of this 1095-nucleotide messenger RNA. Its product is annotated as C2H2-type zinc finger protein. Gene Ontology annotation, cellular component: nucleus. The transcript has a single exon. Bases 1 to 1095 code for a protein of 364 amino acids. Lineage: Eukaryota; Fungi; Ascomycota; Saccharomycetes; Saccharomycetales; Saccharomycetaceae. The record is from RefSeq and is a predicted model, not a curated record.